AUGUUCUAUUUGGGAUUGGACUUUGAAGUAUUUGGGAUCAACUUUGGGGUGAAGUCAAUACCUUCAGUGUCUGAAUUUGUUGCUCAGUUGCAGAUCCUGGAGUUGCUGGACAAUGCAAUUUUUACUGCUGGCUACAAGGCUGUGUUGCACAUUCACGCUGUGGUAGAGGAAUGUGAAAUUGUUGAGCUGAUGCAGCAGAUAGAUCCGAAGACGAAAAAACCUAUGAAAAAGAAACCACUCUUUGUGAAGAACGGUGCUGUUGUUGUAUGUCGCGUUCAGGUGAAUAACCAGAUAUGUGUUGAGAAGUUUUCUGAUUUUCCACAGCUUGGAAGGUUCACUCUUCGCACUGAAGGAAAAACAGUUGCAGUAGGGAAAGUUACUGGCCUUGCUUCUGUAGAUGAUAGUGCUUAA
Molecule: messenger RNA, 411 nt
Organism: Ilex paraguariensis (yerba mate)
Lineage: Eukaryota; Viridiplantae; Streptophyta; Magnoliopsida; Aquifoliales; Aquifoliaceae
Source: the annotation of a GenBank genome assembly